AUGGCAAGUCCUGAAUUCAGUAAUCCACUUCGAAAGUUUAAGCUUGUCUUUCUAGGCGAGCAAAGCGUGGGCAAGACAUCGCUCAUUACUCGCUUCAUGUACGACACCUUUGACAAUACCUACCAGGCUACCAUUGGCAUUGAUUUCCUCUCAAAAACGAUGUACUUGGAAGAUCGAACAGUACGGCUUCAAUUGUGGGAUACAGCUGGCCAGGAACGAUUUCGUUCAUUGAUCCCAUCCUAUAUCCGUGAUUCGAGUUGUGCUGUUGUGGUGUAUGAUAUUACGAAUCGCAAUUCGUUUGCAAAUACGGAAAAAUGGAUCGAUGAUGUACGUGCAGAACGCGGAAAUGAGGUGAUCAUUGUUUUGGUUGGUAACAAGGUCGACUUGAAUGAAAAACGGCAAGUGACUCUGGAAGAAGGUGAAAAGAAGGCCAAGGAUUACAAUGUCAUGUUUAUUGAGACAAGUGCCAAAGCAGGCCAUAAUGUCAAGACGCUGUUUCGGAGGAUUGCUCAAGGACUACCCGGCGUUGAUGCUCAAUCAGAGGAAGGAAGGGAUCAAAUGCAAAAGGUCGAUCUAACCACCUCUGAGAACAACGAUGCAAGUGGAUGUGCCUGCUGA
Molecule: messenger RNA, 618 nt
Organism: Lichtheimia ornata
Lineage: Eukaryota; Fungi; Mucoromycota; Mucoromycetes; Mucorales; Lichtheimiaceae
Exons: 8
Coding region: 1-618 (205 amino acids)
Molecular function (GO): GTP binding; GTPase activity
Source: RefSeq, a predicted model, not a curated record